This is a messenger RNA of Porites lobata, 432 nucleotides long. The record is from the annotation of a GenBank genome assembly. NCBI's taxonomy places the organism in Eukaryota, Metazoa, Cnidaria, Anthozoa, Scleractinia, Poritidae.
GGAGGUGAGCAAAGAGUAAAAAUCAGAGACAUACAUUAUCAAGUCUUUAAUAAGCACCGCGCGCAAGAUACAUCUGACGAUGAAUCCUCCGGAGACAACGGUCACAAGGGAAAAGAUCAUUUUCACGACGGAAACACGGAAACAAAAGGCGAGUUUGGUUUCAUUACGGAAGAAGAUGAAGCUGAAUUCCCCGAAGACAUUGAAGAGGCGGCGUUUUCUGGCAGGCAAAGCAACAAUCAAGAACGAUUAAGAGUUUUGCACGCUCAUCGGGGAGAGAAGCACGUGAUUAGACCACGUGAUUAUACGGAAGAUACGGAAGAGGGCGACGAAGUUUCAGGAACUGGAGACAGUGAAAGUAAGAAUGUUGAUAAAAAACGCGAUUUACAUUUGCCUCACAGUACAAACAUUGAAGGAAACAAAUCAAAGAAGCGU